Messenger RNA from Malassezia restricta, 915 nucleotides. Its product is annotated as homeobox domain protein. NCBI's taxonomy places the organism in Eukaryota, Fungi, Basidiomycota, Malasseziomycetes, Malasseziales, Malasseziaceae. The transcript has a single exon. Gene Ontology annotation, biological process: regulation of DNA-templated transcription. The record is from RefSeq and is a predicted model, not a curated record. Gene Ontology annotation, molecular function: DNA binding. Bases 1 to 915 code for a protein of 304 amino acids.
AUGUUAACGCAGGAGCAAAUUCGACAGAAACUUUUGGAGUUUGAAUGCACACUUUUGAACGCAUUGGCUGGUGAUGUGGAUGAGUCGUAUUAUGCACAGCUAAGGCAGUUGACGGAAACAGUGCGACGCGAGUUUUCAAUGCAGCAAGAACAUGGUACACUAACUAAUGCCACACUUCAGUUGGGUGCACGAGUGAGCGAUCGAUUACAACAGCUGGCUCAUCUUUUGCAUGAAGAACGCAUGCAAAUGCAGUGCAUUCAUUCGGCUGCCAAUAUGGAGCUUGCUACGAUCCUGAGAAGCACCGCAAAGCAACCCAGUGUUCGAGGUGCAUCGUGCUCAGAUAGACGCGAUCCAGCAUUGAAUGCAAAGAACAUGCGAAAUUGGUUUCUCCGUAACUUGGGACAUCCCUUCCCGUCACGAGAGGAAAAGGAGAUGAUUCUAGCCGAGACGAACGCAUUUAUACGAGAUCACAGCAUGCGGUUGAAAUACAGUCAGAUUGUUCUUUGGUUCAUUAAUACACGCAGACGCUCAGGAUGGACUUCGUUUCUUCGAUGCUACGCGCGCGGUGAUAAGACCAAACUGUUGGAGCUGGCUUGGGCCAUCCAGAAUGAAGAGGGUGGAACGCAUGAGACACGUCAUUGGUCCGCUGGAAAUUUGCGAGAUCUUCCUGCUGGUUCGAGGCGAUCUAUCCAGUGCGACACUUCGAGUGCACAAAGACACAUACGCACGCUGCUACCAAAUUUGAACGACGAUGCCAUUUGCACGAUGCGACGUGAAUGGUCACGUAUUGCUGAUCGGGUUCGUAUUGGUGCUAAAGAGCGUGUGGGUGAGUGGGUGGAAGAGGUCAUUCGUACUCCUAGCGUGCCUUCUGCCUCUGCCUCACAUCGUCGCGCGCUUCGACGUGUGAUGCCAUAG